GUCAUUCCUUGUAAUUGUAGGCAAUGUCUGUGGUGAUGCACGCUACCUGGUUCAGCAAUUAUUUAAAAACUAUACAAAUUGUGUUCGACCGAGUCUUGACGAAUCAACUACAACAAUCGUCAUGCACGAAGUAGUUCCGGCGCAUAUCAUCGAUUUUGAUGAGAUAAAGCAACAAAUAACAUUAAGUGUCUGGUUACGACAGUCUUGGUAUGAUCCAUUUCUAACUUGGAAUGCAAGAGACUUCAAUAACAUUUCUGUGAUUCGAAUAGCAUCAACCAAAUUAUGGAGGCCUGAUAUUGUACUGUAUAGCAGCGUCGAUGAAGAUGGAAGCAAUGACCCAAAUCUUCCUGCAACCGUUAUGGCCAAUGGCACGGUAAAAUACCUCACACCUUAUAUAUAUGUUUGUUAUUGCAAAGUAGACCUUACCUAUUACCCAUUCGACACACAGACAUGUCCCCUAACGUUUGGCUCAUGGGCGCACGAUAUACGCCAGGUUGAUUUACGAUCAAUAAAUAAUAGUGCGGAUUUAUCUUCAUUCGAAGAUAAUGGUGAGUGGAACAUUAUCAAUGUGCCGGUAAAGCGAGAAUCCGUCAAAUAUAAAUGCUGCCCGGACAACUUCACAAUCCUAACCUAUAGCUUCUUCUUAUCUCGAAAGUCGGACUUUUAUGUUAUCAAUCUCAUUUUACCAUAUGUUCUGAUCUCAUUAUUGUCUAUUAUGGUAUUUUACCUGCCACCCGAGUCGGGAGAGAAAAUGAAUCUUUCGAUAACUGUGCUGCUGUCGUUGAUUGUAUUCAAUCAGUUAGUGUUUGCUACAAUACCUCCGGCGUCAGAUGGUACCUUUCCAAUCAUAGGGAAAUACUUCAUCGUUAUGAUUGGGAUGGUUGCUCUUUCGGUUGCUAUGUCCGUUUGGAUUCUGCAUGUGUACCACAAGGAGCGGAACUGUAUUCGGAUGCCACCUUGGAUGCGACAGUUUAUUUUCGGCUAUCUUUCUAAACUUGUUGGCAAAUGUCGCCCGAAAGCUACUCUUCCUGACUUCAGAAACGAUAGCGUUAGUGAGCAUUAUUACAAGGAAGAUACAUGUAAUGAACUUAAACGAACUGAGUUGAUCGGUAAAAAGGUAUAUCUGAAUGAGAGAAUGACCAAAGCUAAGAUUAAUGACGAUUCAUCAGAACCCUUUCAAAACGGUGGCUUGGAAAGCCCAAAACAAAAGCGAACUUAUUCGCGCAACAUGGAAGAAAGCAUUAACAAUAUAUCUUCGCAGCUUGAUUUUCUUGCCCAGUUGAAGCGUAGAAAAGACACUGAUAUGGACUCGGCACGCGAGUGGAGGGAGGCAGCUGCAGUCAUUGACAGGGCCCUACUAAUAAUUUUUACUAUUGUAAAUAUAUUUCUACCGAUCGGGUUUAUUUUUGCUGCUAACAAACCAUUUAAGUGACGAGUAUGUGGUAUGACAACAUUAUUAUCCACAUACUUCCUAACGUUAUAGUUAGGUCUAUGCUUUAAUAUUUCGCUAUGACUUGCAGCUUUACCUUUCUAUUAGAACAAGCUUUGCUCAAGUUUUAUACGAAUUAUUUAAAGUAAAAAGGUAUAGAAAUAUAAUUUAGAUAUCUGCAGUAUUUGUUGCAUAACUCUCCAAUUUUAAACAUUUUUGUCACGAUUUCUUACUGGUAUAAAUAGAUAUUUGCAUAAACACCACACUUGGUAACAUUUCAGCUUCCAAAUGCUAGAGUCAAUUCCGUAUUACUCUCUCUACAUUACGGCUAGGGAUAAUGUCAUGUUCGCUAGUAGUACAUUGUACAUAGGUUUUUUUUUGUUUUUGUUUUUUUGUAAAUAGGCCUACAAUGAUCAGAGUGAGUUCAGAGACCGUCCUCCUUCAGUUGCAUAUGAUAAUCAUUUUCAACUGGUUUUACCAGGGGAGUUUUAUCAUUUUAGUCGAAUACUGUUUCCUCAAUCACGCUGUCGCCACAUCGCGUAGAGGAUGGAUUGUGGGAUUUCUCUCCAAUCAAACAGUCGAUUGAUUGUCCCGGAUGGUUUUCAUAAUAGGCCUACUUGAAUUUCCUGCUGUGUACAUAUAAGUAAGUUUUAAGC
Molecule: messenger RNA, 2085 nt
Organism: Anneissia japonica
Lineage: Eukaryota; Metazoa; Echinodermata; Crinoidea; Comatulida; Comatulidae
Product: neuronal acetylcholine receptor subunit alpha-2-like
Exons: 5
Coding region: 122-1432 (436 amino acids)
Biological process (GO): nervous system process; chemical synaptic transmission; signal transduction
Cellular component (GO): postsynaptic membrane; synapse; neuron projection
Molecular function (GO): acetylcholine-gated monoatomic cation-selective channel activity; transmembrane signaling receptor activity
Source: RefSeq, a predicted model, not a curated record